AUUUCUUCAUCCUGUUCCUUCUCAAGCAUAGGAGCGUAAAUAUGUGUUUAGUUGCUAAAGUUUGUCUUUUGAUCAAAAAUGCACGGCAAUGAAGGAGAUAAAUUUAAAAAAAAAAAAAAAAAAAAAAAAAAAAAAAAAAGGAGCUGCACAGCUUUCACUUUCUGUUUGUCGCUGCAAAAACAAAACCGAACAUAGUUUGCAUUACUUCGGCGACAGCCUGGACCAAAGAUGUGGCGGACGAUGUUGUUGUCUAUGUUGCUGCUCAAACUCAAAGCAGCCAACUCGCAGAUCAUCAGUUCUGGUCCAACGAGAGCUGACUACGGAUCAGACGCGCAUUACAAGUGCGAGCUGCACAACCAGACAGGGCACAAUUAGCUGGUGUCUUUUUAUCUGUGAGCUGAUUCCCGAAUGGCUUCUUGGCCCCACCUCAGGUGUGCUUCAGGUUACCUGGCAAAGGCGCCUGAAGGACGGUUCAGUGGAGAACCUGGCGUCCUACAGCAAGCGGCAUGGGCAACAGGUCAAUGAGCCUUACCAGGAGAAGGUGAUGCUCACCGAGGUGUCCCUCAGCUCGGCGUCCAUCACCCUAAAGAACCUCACGUGGGCUGAUGAAGGUUGUUAUAUCUGCCAGUUCAACGUGUAUCCAGGAGGGUCCAAGAAAACUCAGACCUGCCUCGCCAUCCAAGGAAUAUCUGAAGUGCAAACAAAGGUGUACCCUUCCGCCGGCGACCUGACUGACUCAACCAAGCAGGUUACGUUCAGUUGCUCUGCCACAGGGAAACCAGCGCCCGCCAUUCGCUGGCUCUUCUCGCCCGACGUCACCAGUUUGCACGAACCAUUGGCUUCCAUGGAAGCCACCGACGACCUUACGUUGACCAGCAGUAGUAACGUUACAGUGGUUGUGUACAGAGGCUGGACAGGACAUGCUGACUGUGUUGUGGAAAACGGGAGUCGGGGACGGACAAUGGAGAGGAUCACUUUUUCCUGGAACCCCGAUCAAGGAAAACGUGAGGGGGAGCCAGGUGGAUCACCGUCACCAGUAAUGGUCGUUGGUAUUGUUUCGGGUAUUUCUGUAGCGAUUAUUGCAGUGGUCAUCAUCUGCAUUGUUAAGUGGACACAAAAAAGGGUGAAAGACUACAAAAUACCUGAAGUUGUUGGCGUUAUUUAGCUCUCCAGCCAUUUAAGAGAUCCACAACAGGAAUAUUGUGCUGAAUUACCCUGAUCUUCACCUAUAGCUCAAACCUACCUUCUUGUGUUUAUCUAAAUGUAGCAGAUUAUAUUAGAAGUAUAUUGUUGUUAUCUAAAGGAAAUGUUUUUUGAUGGCUUCUUCUGUUUGGGACGAUAAGGUAUGUCGGGGAAUGUAAGGUCAAGUGUGGAUUUGUGAGGCUGGUGGAGAGGCAGGAAGAGUUUCCACCUCCAGGAACUCAACCUCUAGUGUGACUUGUGGACUUUUCAGUGAAGUAAUGAAAAAUGAGACAUAUUAACUAUAAUCAGUUUAGCUCAGGGGUGUCAAACGAACAGGUUUUAUGAGUUUGCUAACAAUAAAAAUGAGCAGAACAUUUUUUGAAUGAAAGAAACCGCUGUUCUAAAUGUGUCCACUCGAUGUCGCAACAGCAAUUAUUUGUAAAAAAAAAAAUUAAAAAAAAUAAACCACAUGAUGUUAGUACAG
Messenger RNA from Nerophis lumbriciformis (worm pipefish), 1666 nucleotides. Its product is annotated as OX-2 membrane glycoprotein-like. Gene Ontology annotation, molecular function: cell-cell adhesion mediator activity. Gene Ontology annotation, cellular component: cell surface; axon; neuronal cell body. The record is from RefSeq and is a predicted model, not a curated record. Gene Ontology annotation, biological process: negative regulation of neuroinflammatory response; heterotypic cell-cell adhesion. NCBI's taxonomy places the organism in Eukaryota, Metazoa, Chordata, Actinopteri, Syngnathiformes, Syngnathidae.